Molecule: messenger RNA, 1306 nt
Organism: Prinia subflava (tawny-flanked prinia)
Lineage: Eukaryota; Metazoa; Chordata; Aves; Passeriformes; Cisticolidae
Gene: PDCD2L
Product: programmed cell death 2 like
Exons: 7
Coding region: 1-1275 (424 amino acids)
Biological process (GO): apoptotic process
Cellular component (GO): cytoplasm
Source: RefSeq, a predicted model, not a curated record
AUGCACUUUCGUUUGCUAAAAGGUGGAAGGAGUGGAAAGUUUUGCCAGUCGUGCUGCUGGCUUCACGGAUUUGCCACCCCGUGCCCUUUCCGCGCUGCAGUGUGGAUGAAUGAGUGCCGGGACUGCGGCGGGAAAGGGCCCGUUUGGGGCGGCCCCGAGCUCCCGGCAAAGGCUCCGCGCCUCAGCCGCGGGGCCGGCAGCGGCCACGGAGCUCCCGUGAGGGGAACGCCCGGCCCGCGGGCGCGCGCGCGGCGGGACUGGGUGCCGGCGGUGCGGGCGGGCCCGCCGCGGUGCGCGCGGUGCGGGCGGGCGCUGCUGCUGCUGGUGCAGCUGUACUGCCCGCUGGAGCGCGGCCCCGCGCACCGCGCGCUCCACGUGUUCGCCUGCGCCGCGCCGCGCUGCUGGGGAGCGGCCUGCAGCUGGAAGGUGCUGCGCUCCCAGUGCUCGCAGGCCCCGGAUAAACAAAGCCGAGAUGUCGGCGUCAGACAGAAGCAAGAACCGAACUUUGCUGCAAAGGAUUGGUGUGAAGAUGCAGAUGACUGGGGGGCCUGUGAUGGAGCAGAGCCUCCUGCAUGUGCCUCCCUUGAGCUGCUUGGCCUAAAGGAAGCUGUGAGCAGCGAGGGGGAGUGUGCAUCCCAGCUCCAGCAGCUCCGCCUGUCUGAGCCUGCCCAUGGCCCAGCUGCCCAGGACACACAUCCUGCAGCCAGUGAAGAAAUGCAGAUGGCAGUGGCUGGUUCAGCUCCAGUGUUCCAGCCCUUCUACAUUAAUGUUGUGGAUGAGGAAGACUACAUGGGUUUCCUUGAUACAGAUCAUGCAGAUAAGCUACUGAAGGAGUAUCAGCAGAGAGAGUGCGUUGACUUGGAACAGAUGAUGUUGGAAAGUUUUGCAGGUGAAGAUGGUAAUGAAAAAUAUGAGAAGAGUGAAGUCAAAGGCUGGGACCACACCUUCCAUAAAUUCAUGAAAAGAAUAUCUAUGUGUCCUGAACAGAUUCUAAGAUACUCUUGGGGUGGCCAGCCUUUAUUCAUCACGUGUCCUGCAGCCAGCGUGGAGCAGGCUAUUCCAGCCUGCAGUAACUGUGGAAGCAGCAGAGUGUUUGAGUUCCAGCUGAUGCCCACGCUGGUCAGCGUGCUCCAGAGUGACUCAGAUCUGUCAGUGGAAUUUGGAACUGUUCUAGUUUACACAUGUGAGAGAAGCUGUUGGCCGACAAACCAUCAAACUCCUCUUGAAGAAUUUGUUUUUGUACAAGAAGACCCAGAUCAGAGAUUAUUUAAAUAAAUUGUAUUUCUCUGCAUCAAUGAAAAGCCUG